AUGGUUCUGACGUUCCAGCAUCCCAGACGUUUACAGCCCACUUGUCAGGAAGAGUCCCUUAGCUUCAUGCACCCAAUGAAGCAGACAGGCUGUGGCGGAACAGCACCUAAUUGGCUGGGGGCUGCCCAGCUUGAGGCGGGCGUGAAGCUGGAGUUUCCUCUCCAGGGCACAAGAGGCCUGGGCAAAGUUGCUGACGUUGUCAGCAACCUUGGAAAACCAAUACAUUUGGCGUCAGUUCGGCUGCAGGACAUGCCAGAACAGCCAAAUUCCAUCCUUCGCCUGCGCUUCAAUCACUUUGCCACAGAGUGCAGCUGGGACCACCUCUACGUCUAUGACGGAGACUCCAUAUAUGCCCCGCUGCUGGCUGCCCUCCGCGGUCUGAUCAUUGCUGAGAGCUACGGGAACGAAACGGUACCCGAAGUGGUGUCGCAGUCCGGAUACGCUUUGCUGCACUUUUUUACCGACGCCGCCUACAACCUGACUGGAUUCAACAUCUCAUACAGGGUGAACACAUGUCCUAACAACUGUUCCGGCAGUGGAGAGUGCCGCCUGUCCAACGACACGGGGAAGCCCUACUGUGACUGUCAGGACAAGUGGAAAGGGGACGCCUGUGACGUUCCUUAUUGCCUGGACGACUGCGGGUACCCUGAGAGAGGACGCUGCAGGGAUAAGACAUGCGUCUGCGGGGUGGGCUGGCAAGGUCCAGACUGCUCCGUCUCUGUCCCCGCCGACUCGGCCUUCUGGAGCCGCGAGGCGUUCAGCGAUCCCGGCCUCGCCAGGGCGUCCCACAAGGCAGUGGUGGAGCAGGAUGUCAUGUGGGUCAUCGGAGGCUACGUCUUCAACGCCUCCGACUACCACAUGGUCAAAGCGUACAACCUAAGCAGCAAAACCUGGAUGACCCUUGACCCCUCUGUCAACACGGUCACGCCACGAUAUGGACACUCUUUGGCCCUCCAGGAGGGUAAGAUCUACAUGUACGGAGGCAAAAUCGAUUCCACUGGAAACGUGUCCAGCCAGCUGUGGGUUUUUCACGUCCAGAACCAAACGUGGGUUCUUUUGAGCCCCCGCAGCAAGGAGCAGUACGCCGUGGUGGGACACUCAGCUCACGUGGUGCCGCCCCAGCAAGACGGGGAGGCCCCCGUGAUGCUUGUGCUGUUUGGACACUGUCCUCUCUACGGGUACAUGAGCCUGGUGCAGGAGUACAACAUCAACAAGAACACGUGGAGUGUGGCAACCACGGAGGGGGCGCUGAUCCAGGGGGGCUACGGACACAGCAGCGUGUUGGACGCGUCCACCAGAGCCAUCUACGUCCACGGAGGCUACAAGGCCUUCAGCGCAAACAAGUACGGCCUGGCGGGAGACCUCUACAAGCUGGACGUGGACACCAGGAAGUGGACCAUCCUGAGGGACAGCGGCUUCUUCCGCUACCUCCACACGGCUGUGAUGGUGAGUGGCGCCAUGCUGGUGUUUGGAGGCAACACGCACAAUGACACGUCCAUGAGUCACGGCGCCGAGUGCUUCUCCUCGGACUUCCUGGCCUACAGCCUCGCGUGUGACGACUGGACGCUGCUGCCCCGACCGGAACUUUACCACGAUGUCAACCGCUUCGGACACUCGGCGGUGGCCAGCAACAGAUUCGUGUAGGCUCCCUCCCGUUGAGUGGGUCAAGCUCAAGGUCAUCAAACGCAAGUGGACGGAGCCCAGGUGGACUGGUGCCUUCAAGGUCGUGGAACGGACGUCUCACGCCCUUCGACUAGCUGGUAAAGGGGACACCUGGUACCACCUCUCCCUCUGCACUCCUGCUGAAGAACCUGACAGAUCACCAGCGGAUGUCAUUGCUGACAUCGCCACAUCAUCCGCCCCACUCGAUCCCCUAGCCACAUCAUCUGCCCCACUCGACCCCCUAGCAGCGCCUUUUGAGCCUGAGGCAUCUGAAGAAGAACGGGAGCAGAAAACGACUAAUUUUUAGUGUGUGUGUUAACGAAGUAACACACUGAAGGGGGUGAUUGUGCUAGUAACCUCUCCCCCUCUAGGUCAUAGAAGAGCGAGGCUUUAAUUACACACACAUAAUCCUACAGCCCAGAAGACGACGCUGAGAGAGAGAUUUUCUACCUAUAUUACUCUUUUCAACUUCUACAUUGUAUAUCCUUAUUUGAGACCAGCCUUUAUACUCGAAGUUAUCCAAUUUCUCUUGCUUGUUUUCAGCAUAACUAUCUGUGUCGUUACAUUUUGCUUGUUUUCAGCAUAACUAUCUGUGUCGUUAUAUUAAGUGAAAAGUUUGAUGUUUAUCCCCGUUUCGUUACCUGAAUUACUCUGAUUUUGAUAGACGAAAGGCAGGAUGUUACACCCAGUAGUAUUCCCUGACGGACUGGUGUUUGGGCUUGUUCUACUGUCCUUGUGCCUCAGUCCUUCCUUCCCGAUGACAGUGACUGACAAGUGUCUUAGAACAUACGGCGGACUUGAAAUAGACUGGGUCAAGGAGGACAGCAAGACUUACUUUUUUGACCUGUGCAGUGUGAUUAAUUGCGGGGGAAAAAAUAGUUCUUACUGUGGUAUUAACCUCUAUCUUUGUUACGACUCAAAACUGAACCAUUGGUGUCGAAAGCAGACAACAUACUCUAGUGGGUGGUGCCCCUCGUGGACGCAGGUAACCCACUACACAGGGCCCUUGGAUUACCAUGACCCGUAUUAUUCCAAAAUACCUCCACAAUUCAAAGUUAUUCUGAGAGGGAUGACCUUUCAGAGGAAUUUUGAUCGUUCCCAGAACCCCCUUGCCCUUAGAAUUACCAGUGCGGGUGUUAUGCCUUAGUCCCUUUUAUGUUGUUUUGGGGGUUGACCAGACUGGUACAGACC
This is a messenger RNA of Entelurus aequoreus (snake pipefish), 2853 nucleotides long. RefSeq names its product attractin-like. NCBI's taxonomy places the organism in Eukaryota, Metazoa, Chordata, Actinopteri, Syngnathiformes, Syngnathidae. The record is from RefSeq and is a predicted model, not a curated record. Gene Ontology annotation, molecular function: protein binding. Bases 1 to 1644 code for a protein of 547 amino acids. Gene Ontology annotation, cellular component: Golgi apparatus. The transcript is spliced from 13 exons.